Etheostoma spectabile (orangethroat darter) is the source of this 1690-nucleotide messenger RNA. It is a transcript of the gene plaua, whose product is annotated as plasminogen activator, urokinase a. The coding region runs from base 232 to 1356 and encodes 374 amino acids. Gene Ontology annotation, molecular function: serine-type endopeptidase activity. The transcript has 12 exons. NCBI's taxonomy places the organism in Eukaryota, Metazoa, Chordata, Actinopteri, Perciformes, Percidae. The record is from RefSeq and is a predicted model, not a curated record. Gene Ontology annotation, biological process: plasminogen activation; regulation of cell adhesion mediated by integrin.
AGCACAGCAACACCAGAGCAACUAACAUCAGAGUCCUGCCACAACAAAGGUGCCUAUCAGAGGAUACAGAGAAGAGAUAACAGUCCCCUCAGCUGGAAGAAAUAACAAAGAACUUCACCAGGAUUGCAAGUUUGGACAGAAAGUCUAUCUUAGGACAAAAAUAUCCCCAAAAAAGAGAAGUAUAGAUGAACCUGUUCGUCAUCCUCGUCAUCCUUGCAGCUAUCAGCACUGAUGUGGCUUUUUCACAAAGAAGGUCACCUAAACCCCGGGACAUUAACAGAGAUGUGUCGGUCUGGGGAUGGGAGCAGUUACAGGGGAUUUGUUUCUAAGUCGACAUUGGGCAACACAUGUCUCAACUGGAACAAGUUUAAAAUCCCUUCAGGAGCUUCAAAGGGACUUGGCAACCACAAUUACUGCAGGAAUCCUGACCAGAGCGUGAUGCCGUGGUGCCGUGUCCGAAAAGGAAAGAAGAUUGUGAGACAACUGUGCAACAUUCCCAGCUGUUCUACACCAACAGUGAAACCUCCACAGGCUGUGGAUACAGAACUGACAUGUGGAGAGGUGUCUGAGCGGAGGAUGCAUAAAAUUGUGGGUGGGUCUUUCACACCAAUAGAGUCGCACCCGUGGGUCGUUGCUCUCUUUCAUCAGGGUAACCGUUUCCUCUGUGGUGGCUCUCUCAUCACACCAUGCUGGGUUCUCACAGCUGCACACUGCUUCUCUGAUGGUAAGGAGACAAACAUCCAGCGUCUGUCUGUAUACCUGGGGAAAAUGGCCAUCAAUGAGACAGAUGCUGAGAAGGAGCAGGGAUUCACUGUGGAAAAACUGAUCAUCCACCAAAAAUACAAUGAGUCCAACUUCAACAAUGACAUAGCACUGUUGAAGAUCAAAAGCAGCAAUGGAGGAUGUGCAGUGAGGUCAGCGUCUGCCCGGACAGUGUGUCUUCCUCCAUCUCACACUCAGCUUCCUGCAGGAUUUCAGUGCAAAAUCGCAGGAUUCGGGAGAGAGAGAUACACGGCAUGGCAUUACUCACAGUACCUGAAGCAGGCUGAGGUGAAACUGCUCUCCAAGACUGACUGUACAAGUGAAUCGUACUAUGGAGGUCUCAUCACAGAGAACAUGUUCUGUGCUGGGAGCCCUGACUGGAGCACUGAUGCCUGCAAGGGUGACUCUGGCGGUCCGUUGGUGUGUGAAGUGUCAGGUCGGAUGUUUCUGUUCGGGGUGGUGAGCUGGGGUGAGGGCUGCGCCAGUCCGAACAAACCAGGGGUUUACACACAAGUCAACAACUACAACAAGUGGAUCGCAGCAAAAACAGGGCUUUCCAAAUACACCACUGGAGUCAUGUUUCCCACAAAAUGAAGCAGCGGCAGACAGAUACCUGUUGGCAUUUUGUGCAACAGUUUUGUAGCUAAUGGGCAUUUCUGUUUCAGUCAAAAUAAGUUUUGCACAGCAAAGAUUUAACUGUUCUAAAUGAGUGUGUUUUUUAAGUAUUUAUAUUUCACUGUAUACAGUGUAUAAUAUUUUUGUAUUACUUGUGCAUGAACUUUUCAUACUAAGAGUAUGGAUUUUCAAACACAUAUUAAUGAAGAAAAUAAUUAAUUUAUCUCAUUUUAUUUAAAUAAGCAUUUCCUAUUUUAAAAGGCUGGACCUGCUGUUGAGCUAUUUUUGUAUAAUAAAAAAAAUAUUUUUAUUA